CCCGACAGUUCUCCCAAAACCUCCAAAAACCCGAUCAUGCAGCUAAUAAUCCCCCAAAAGCCUCAAAACUGAAAGUAAAAAAAUAAAUCCACCGUAAAAUCUCAAAAUUUCCUCAAGCCUCGAGUGCAUCCCCGGCGUUUCGCCCCUCCACACACCUGUCCUGUCUCCCAGUGCCUCGAUACCUAUCUAGGUGUUCCUUUCAUCGCGCCUGAACACUCCGACAAAGCCCAGAGUAAUCGCAACCCUGAGGAGCAAAGUGAGAGAAACAAUUCCAAAACCAAAGUGACUGGAGACCCUGGGGCGUAGUGUUGGGAAUUUAUAAUUGCUCGUACGUGUCUCGUGGAUCCUCGAUAUGAAUAUCAUAGUGACACGUUGGUGGACGACACUCGAGUGGUUGUGAUGAUAAAAAUAGCUGUCAGGAUCGAAAGGAGCAGCAGAUGCCCCAGUGAAGGAUUCAGCUGUUGAAGAUUUUUUUCUAUUUAUGAUUCACGAUUUUUUGUGGUGAUUAGGAGUGAAUAUGUGGCUCAGAGUGCUGACGAGCUGAGACAAUCGAUGGACGCGGCCAUGUUCUCUGGUAGCAGAAAUUUUCCCCAUUAGUAUUUAUUAUUUUUUUACGUUUUUUUACUGCUAGAGCGACCAGAAGUGCAUUUUUGGGGGUUUUGCAUUGUGAAAACGGGGGCUUGGUGAGGUGGUAAACAGCAUAAUGCCGGUAUGCAACGUGAAGACGAAAUGUCUGCCAGCAACAUUUGCCUGGAGCCUUCUACUCAUCACUACGACACUUUAUUUCUAUUAUCCGUGCCAAUACUACAUAUUCCAGUAUCCAUGGGUCCCAGCACUCCAGGGAGUCAUUACCUUCCUCGUACUCACCAAUUUUGGGCUCGCCACGUUUAUGGAUCCUGGUGUCAUACCAAAAGCACCUCCAGAUGAAGACAGAGAAGAUGAGUUUCGUGCUCCGCUCUUCAAGAACGUCGAAAUCAAUGGGAUAACUGUUCGCAUGAAGUGGUGUGUCACGUGCAAAUUCUACAGGCCACCCAGAUGCUCACACUGCAGCGCCUGUGACCAUUGCAUCGAGACCUUUGAUCAUCAUUGCCCAUGGGUCAACAACUGCGUGGGGAGGAGAAACUACAGAUACUUUUUCUAUUUCCUAUUAUCACUGAGCUGCCACAUGCUCAGUAUUUUUGGAUUGUGUCUGUACUUCGUGCUACAGCACAAACAGAAACUGGGGGAGGUCGACACUACAGUGGCGAUGGUGCUGAUGGGAGUGGUUACCCUGCUGUUCUUCCCCAUUUGUGGAUUAACAGGUUUUCACGUGGUGCUUAUAUUUAGAGGUAGAACGACGAAUGAACAGGUCACGGGUAAAUUCAAUGGCGGGUACAAUCCAUUCUCACGUGGGUGCGUUCGUAAUUGCUGCUACACACACUUUGGACCACGAUAUCCUAGUUUAAUGAAGCCUGAAAAGUACUUGGGAAAGCGUCGUGGAGCGUGUGCAUCAGAGAUGUCCCCAACAGACAGCGAGAACCAGGUAAAAACCUACAUGGAUAGCAGCAAUGGUGUUAGAAAUGCCAGUUCAAAUGCUUACAAUAAGUUGUCGCCCAGGAGGGACGGCUCGGACACUGACAUGGAGCCAACGGCCUCGCAGUCGGCCGAUUGCGAGCCGACUCCACCACUACAGAGACACGGAUCAAAGAGCAAUUUCUUCCUGCCACCGGUUGAGACCACUGACUCACCGAGACAUCCAUUACCACAGAAUCAUCAUCCUAUUCAUUAUCCCAGGGGUAGUCCACAUCCAAGGCCGAGGGGCAUGAAUGGUUCCCGAAGCCAUACCCCCGACGUUCUCUCACCCGAGGGGGCAGGAGGAUCGUGUGGACUUCAGAGAGGUCAGGGACAGGUUGGAGGUGGUGCUAGUCCAACGAUGCAGCAACGGAUAAAAGCUAUAGGUGUACCAACACCACUUGCCAUUUCCAGUAAUAUUCGCAGGUCAAACCCGGGCACCCCGACGCAGGUACGUCGGCCGGACUACAUAGGCGUGACGGAGACCCCGACCUACUACGACGUGCAGCACCACAACAACCUGCCAGUGGGUCCAAACGGCUCAGGUGUGCCGGGCUACAGUCCCCAGCGUCGUUUUCUCUCCGAAAGUGAAUUGAUCCGCAGCAAUGAUCACCACUACGCUCGCACCAACAACACUGUUGACAACAUUCGCGAGCUAGCAGGUUCACCACAACGAGGUGUCUACAUGUGGAAGGAUCACUCGCCCUCGGCAUAUCCGAGUGUCCAGGUGCCCCAUCCCACUCUCACCUCGAUGCAGAGACCACCACCGUACGAGUACUACUGCUCCAAUCCCACCAGUCCCACUCAGCAGCCCUACAAUCCUCCCAGGGCGGCUUAUCAUCCAGCCACACGGGGUGGAGUACCGGUUUUUCCCCCUCACCAGUCGCCACAGGUCAAACGCAAGACCAUGGCAACACCCACCACACCGACCUCCAACGACGCCAGGCGCAGGCCCAUGUCCUUCGUCAGGGCUCUCGAAAUGACUGACUCCAUGGAGAGGGUGGCUGUACCUGGCGGGGACAGCAGGAGCAACCAGAGACCGACUACUCCCACGCCCGACAGGGGCAGUGUCUACGAUAUGAACUAUGAGAUUUCGGUAUAGCGGUCUAGGAGGUGGAGAUAUCCAGGCGGCGAGGUGGCUGUGUGAGAGGGCUUGGGACGUUUUUUGCUAUUUUUGGCUCUUCCAGUUUUUUCGGGCUCUUGAGGGCCAGAUGAUGACCGGGUGGGGAUUCGGGGGAGGUGAGAGGCGAAUUAUUUUUUUGAUUUUUACUUUUUUUGACGUUUGGGUCUCGGGAUCUAAGGGAGACAGAAAAUUUAAGGGAAUUUUGAUAUCAAUGGUUAAAUUUUUUUUUUCUAUGAUAUCUCUGUAAAUUUCUCAAUAUUCAAGCGAAAAAGAGAGUUUUUCAGAGAAAGUUUGAGAAGAGAAUGAUGAGGUGAAAAAAAUUUCUUCUAAAAAAUUUUGAUAUCUCAAUUAGGUCCUGAAAUAUAAUGGUAAGAAGAAUUAAAUCAAUCAAGAAUGCAUCUUUACUGUACCAUCUCAAUAUUUACCUCAACGUACCGACAAAAUUACAAAUUGAAAAUUGAUAAAAUCAGAAUCAUAAUGAUUCCAAUGAUUGGCUAAUUCUUCUUUUAUUUUGUAAUUUAUGUCUCGUGAUCUAAGGGAGACGGAAAAUUUAAGAGAAUUUUGAUAUCAACGGUUAAAAUUUUUUUUUUCUGUUCAUGACAUCUUCAUAAAUAUCUCAAUAUUCAAGCGACAAAGAGAGUUUUUCAGAGAAACUUUGAGAAGAAAAUGAUGGGGUGAAAAAAAAGUUUCUUCUCAAAAAUUCGACAUCUCGAUUAGAUCCUGAGAUAUAAUAAAAACAGAAAUUAAGCCAAUCAAUCAUGCAUCUUGGCUCUCCCACCUCAAUAUUUACCUCAACAUCCCGACAAAAUUAUAAAUUGAAAACUGAUAAAAUCAUAACACAGGGACCUCUUUUUAUCGCCCAGAUUAAUGACUAUUGACAAUUGUUGAGUAUUGUCACGUCUGUAGUUAGCAAUAUUUUUAAAUUUAGUUAAUCGUUAUAACGAGAACAACACAUGCUACUGUGGCAGCCGAACAAUUAAUUAAAACCACUGUAUGGUAUUACGAUGGUUAUUAAGUUGAUGAGAAUGAUGAAAAAUGUCCAAAUACCUUAAUAGUAGACGAUGAGAAUGAGAGAUAUGUAUCUACUAGCAUCACCCGUUUUUUAGUACACGUUAAGGUCAGUUUAGAUUUUUAUAUAGGGUCACGUGACUUGAGAGUACACGCUGCUUACAUCGACGUAUCUUUAUUUUUUUUUCUGCAAAAUUAUUGUUUUUUGUGGUAACACGUCAUUAACAAGAAUUUUCGUUUCUCAUUUUUCUAUUUUUUUAAUUAUUUCUGUAAUGAGUGCUUUUAGAGAAAAAAGUCAUAAGAUCUUUUUUGUAGAGGUAAAGAUUUCCUACAAAAAAUAUUUUAUGACAUUUUCCCCUGGAACCACUCAUUAGCGAGAUAAUUACACCUUUAAUGAGAUGCGAAAAAUCAGCUGUUCUAUUACGUUUUACCACUUCAUUCCCAAAUUAAUCCGUUGCUUUAUUUUUUUUUCUCGAUAUUAUCUGAAUAUUCAUAAAAAUGAAACAACUGAAGUAAUUUCACAAUUCCAUAUUUAAUCCCGUUGAAUUAUUGUUUCCGUUAAUUACAUUUUGUUCAUUUUUACGAGAUGAAACAAUUUUUUUUUAUUUAUUAUUUUUCUUAUUUCAAAACACGCGAAAAUGAUGACUAUGUGGGUGAAUAUUUAAUCAAAGAGGAGGAACAAAACGAGUGGGAGAAUUAAAAAACAUUUGUGCGAGUGUGCGCGUGCGUGGGAAGGGGGGGAGAGAAUAUUGUCCAUUUGAAAAAAAAACAUAAGCAAAUGUAAAAGAGUUACUUAAUCAACUCGAGUCAUUGUCAAGGCUAGGAUUAACGGGGAAACGAAUUUUUUGUGUAUAAAUAAUUGUCAAAUGUGUAGCAAACAAAAUUUCUAAUACAUAUUUAACGAUAUUGAAGCGUCAAAUUGAGGUGGUGAAGGGUGAAAUUAUUAUUUCUCAUUGAAUGUGUACAAUUUAAAAAAUAUCUACAAUUUUUCAGUCAUGUUUGUGUUGUGAAUAGACGUCGCGAUGGGUUUGAAGAAGGUGAUUGUUGUCGUCACAUUUCUGAGAUUAUUUUUUUGUUAUUCCACAGGUGCAAUUGCACCCAAUCGAAUUUGAGAGAAAUAUUCAGCAAAAAGGAUGUUUAAAUGGUUUCAAUUCACUACUUAAUUAUCGACUCCGAAAAGAACAAUUUCAGAAAGAGAAAUUGAGGAAAAGAUGAGAAAAAAUUAAUUUCCCGUGCAAUCCCCUUCUUCAGCCCCAAUCAGUCAAUGAAAACUAUUAUUUUUUUAUCUACUGAUGAGUGUGAAGAGUAUGAGUGUAAGGUAAGUGCGUCUGUUAAUCUAAAAAUGCGAGAUGAAACACUCCAAUUAUGUGAAAGUAUAAAAAAUGAAACAAAAUACAGUGAAUUUUUUCCCCUGUGAAUGAACUUUUGUUAAUAAAGUGACUAGAUAACGUGAGAACAGUGAAUGGAAUGUAAUAUACGAAUUCUACGGUUACAAGUCCACAAAGAGUUGAGUAAUGCAUAAUUUUUCCUUUCCCUGAGUACUCUGGAUUCAUUGUAAAAAGGGAGCUCACAAAAAUUGUACCAAAUUUGUGUUCUGUAUCACAAAAAUAAUGUCAAUAAGGUAAAGAAAUCAUUAAACCCAUUUUGAAAAUAA
Molecule: messenger RNA, 5336 nt
Organism: Diachasma alloeum
Lineage: Eukaryota; Metazoa; Arthropoda; Insecta; Hymenoptera; Braconidae
Gene: Zdhhc8
Product: palmitoyltransferase ZDHHC5
Exons: 9
Coding region: 704-2653 (649 amino acids)
Biological process (GO): protein palmitoylation
Molecular function (GO): palmitoyltransferase activity
Source: RefSeq, a predicted model, not a curated record